AUGGACGAAAACUUGAGAGCAGCUUAUGAAAGUCAAUCACAGCAACUUCGCAUCGACUUGAAGACUUGGGAGACAGAAUGGGCAAAGACACACGAGGGCACGAAGCCAGGAAGAGGGGACAUCAAGGCCAACGAAGACAUCGGUAGGUCUUUAGCACAACAAAACAACCAAGCUGCUAACCAUGGCACAGCAUCGAAAUAUAAGCAAUAUAACAAGGUUCGAGAUUUACUCUCAGGCAAAAUCCCCCCUCCCUCGAAAGAGCCCAGGAAGCGGAAAUCCGAUACUCUACCAGCACAAACCCCCACCAAACGUACCAAAAACACCCAGACUCCCUCCAAGAACCGCACACAAGACCAUGAUGAGGAACUCAUGAACACACCAGCCAUAUCGCGAAAGCUGUUCAGUCCCGCGUCGGUGACCUCAGUGGGUCCGACACCACAAAGAGAUGGUCGCGUGCUUGGCCUCUUUGACUUAUUGGUAGAGAAAGAACUAGGAACACCGUCGAAACAAGACUCCGCGACCAGAUCAGAGUCCGCGCGAAAGGUUAAUGCAACUCCGAGCAAACGAUCAGCUACCAUGGAUGACGAGGAGAACGAAAGGCUUGGCCGAACCCCUAUGUCAUCUAGUAAACGACAAAGACUGAACCACUUCAUGACCCCAUUGAAGAACAAGGAUGGAAACAAGGACGCCGUUACGCCCUCUUCGGUCUCAAAACUCCAAUUCGAUACACCCGCGUUCUUAAAACGCAACACUCUACCAGUUCUUGAUGAGAAUGGCGAUUUUGAUGCCCCAGCACCCCUACGGCUACCGCGCAAGCCUUUCACACGAGGUCUCAGUGAAAUUGUGGCGAGUCUUCGAAAGGUGGAAGAGGAGAACUUGGACGACGACUUGGACGCAUUGCGCGACGCUGAAGAAGAAGGAAUGGGUGAACCUAAGCCAAAGACGUUAUUCCCGUCCAAACCAAAGGAUGAUAUUCUGGUUGAAGACACCCAGACACGGCAAUUACCACUUGGUGGUUUCGAUGAUGAAGCCUUGUACGACAGCCCAGUGGAGGAAAAUGGUAACCCGACUAGAGUUUAUAAGAAGAAGGGUCAGAAGCGAACUACGAGAAUGGUCAAGAUGCGUCCCACUCGAACCAAGCGACCGGAGAACAUGGGAGAGAAUCCUCAGAGCGAUAUUGAGAAUGAUGAAACGCAAGCCGGUGGUGAGGAUGCUGGAUCUGAUUUCGAGGAAGUAAAGGAGAAGAAGCCCACACAGAAGAAGGAGGGUACCGUGAGGAAGGCCGCGCGAAAGGUCAAUGAGCUGGCUCACGCAAACUUCCAACGGCUGAAGCUUAGGAACCACGGAGCAAAGGGUGGUCCUGGAUUUAACAGUAGAUUCCGACGACGAAGAUGA
Molecule: messenger RNA, 1395 nt
Organism: Fusarium subglutinans
Lineage: Eukaryota; Fungi; Ascomycota; Sordariomycetes; Hypocreales; Nectriaceae
Product: DNA replication regulator SLD2
Exons: 1
Coding region: 1-1395 (464 amino acids)
Biological process (GO): DNA replication; mitotic DNA replication preinitiation complex assembly; DNA replication initiation
Cellular component (GO): DNA replication preinitiation complex
Molecular function (GO): DNA replication origin binding; single-stranded DNA binding
Source: RefSeq, a predicted model, not a curated record